Molecule: messenger RNA, 1453 nt
Organism: Chrysoperla carnea
Lineage: Eukaryota; Metazoa; Arthropoda; Insecta; Neuroptera; Chrysopidae
Product: protein HGH1 homolog
Exons: 4
Coding region: 78-1187 (369 amino acids)
Source: RefSeq, a predicted model, not a curated record
AUGUUGUCAAGUUAUAAUUGUAAAUUUGGUAAAUUUAUUUACAUGAACGGUAGAACAUAAAAACAAAUUAAAUUACGAUGAAAAAUUUAUUAAAAGAAUUGGUAAAAUUUAUGCAAUUGGGUGCAAGAUUGGAUUUAAAAGUGGGAGCGUUGGAAAAUAUAUUAAGUUUAACUGGUAGUAACGAUGGUUUAGAAGUAGUUAUCGAAUCGGACGAUAUUUUAAAAGCAUUAGUUACAUUAUCGAACGAUUCAGCAGCCGUUAUUGCGAAAGAUGCAUUUUUAACACUAAUAAAUAUUUCAUCUUUAGAUAAAGGUGCAUCGAAACUUAUUAAUUUAAAACUCGAAACAAAUUCUCUAAUUGAAAAAUCCUCUCCAAAUAUUGUCAUUGUUUGUUUACAACAAAUUUCUAAUCCGGAAUCGGAACUUGCCGAUCCGGCAUGUAUGCUUUUAUCAAAUUUAACGCGACCCAUAUCUCUGUGCGAUAAAAUUGUCGAUACUGUAUUAAGUUCGAACGUAACCUUCGAUCAACUGAUAAAUAUUUUUACAAAAAAUGAAUUUAACAAAAAAGGGCAUAAGUUACAUUAUUUAGGACCAGUUUUAUCGAACUUGUCACAAAGUUCGUUAGUUCGAAAAUAUAUUUUGGAUAGUACAAAAUGUGUUAUUCAAAGAUUGUUACCGUUUACGGAAUACAAAGAUUCGAUUGUACGGCGUGGAGGAAUCGUCGGCACAUUGAAAAAUUGUUGUUUCGAAGAGGAGUUUCAUAAAUGGUUGUUAAGUGAAGAUGUAGAUAUUUUACCGCGAUUAUUAUUACCGCUAGCCGGGAAUGAACAAUUUGAUGAUGAAGAUAUGGAUAAAUUACCAUUGGAGUUACAAUAUCUUCCGGAUGAUAAAAUGAGGGAAGAUGAUCCAGAUAUUAGGAAAAUGUUAAUAGAAGCCAUUACUCAAUUGUGUUCAUUAAAAGAAAAUCGUGUGUAUAUACGUGAAAAAAACACUUAUGUUAUUCUUCGAGAACUCCAUAAAUGGGAAAAAGAUCGUGAAGUUUUACUAGCUUGUGAAAAUUUGGUUGAUAUAUUAAUACGAACUGAAGAAGAAAUUAAUAAAGAUAAUAUUAAAGAUGCUGAAGUUCCUGUUGAUCUAAUUGAAAAGUUCGAGAAAAUGGAUAAAGAAUUUGUAGAAGAUAGUUCAUAAAAAUUUUAUGUAAAUAAUUUUUUAAGCGAAAGAAAAAUGUACAUACAUAUCGUCAAAACCCUACUGACCUAAACGUACGGUCUUAUUGUGUUGUACGUCGUAGCCAUUUUAUGAUACGAACUACCAAUAAAAGGAGAACCCAUGCUAACUUAACUCAACUGAUUAUGGCUGAGUUGAGAUAAUAUGGGUUGAUAUGGCGUAAUUUUGUACGGUUUGAUUAUUGUACAGGAUGUUUUUUUAUUAAUGGGUGCUUUAAAUUAAAAUAA